Molecule: messenger RNA, 759 nt
Organism: Ostreococcus lucimarinus CCE9901
Lineage: Eukaryota; Viridiplantae; Chlorophyta; Mamiellophyceae; Mamiellales; Bathycoccaceae
Exons: 1
Coding region: 1-759 (252 amino acids)
Molecular function (GO): hydrolase activity
Source: RefSeq, a predicted model, not a curated record
AUGCCGCCCACCGCGCGCGAGUGGCGCCACUUCACCGCAUCCAGCGACGGCACGCGCAUCGAAUGUCUCAUCACCGAUUUCCCGCGCGCCGAGGACGAGAAGCGCGCGCGCGAGGACUGGUUUAUUCUCGUCCACGCCCAUCCAAAGCUCGGUGGUUGUCGACAGAUGAUGCUCCCGCUCGCGCGUUCUCUCGCCGCUCGCGGGCACGGCUCGGUGUGCGUCGCGCUGCGCGGUACUUCUGAGUCCCUGGGCUCGAGCACGUGGCGAGGGAGCGAGGCGGAGGGAGAGGACGUGCUCGCGGCGUGCGCGCUCGCGGCGAACGGGACGCUCGCGGGCGCGAACGCGAACGCGCGAUGUCAUUUGGUCGGAUAUUCGUACGGUGGGACGAUAUGCGGGUACGCGCUGAAGAGGAAACAUCCGAACGUGGCGUCGUACAUCGCGAUCGGGUACCCGCGAGGGUCGUACGGGUGUGGAUUGUACGGAGUCGGGGCGAAGUGGUUGAUGCGAGACCACUUCGACGCGCUCGCGGAGAGCGAGACGCCGAAAUUGUUCAUUCAUCCCGAACGCGACGAGUUUACGACGGUGAAGACGAUGGAAACGCUCGUAGAGGAGAAGCUCGAGCGUGGAGUGAGGGAACUGCGAGUGUUAAAGGGGGCGGAUCACUUUUCCGCCGCGACGGACGCGCGCGUCGUCGAGCAGACGGUGGAUUGGAUCUUAGAGUUUGUGGCGCGUUGUGCGCGACGGGAGGAUUCUUCUUAG